Molecule: messenger RNA, 525 nt
Organism: Trypanosoma theileri
Lineage: Eukaryota; Euglenozoa; Kinetoplastea; Trypanosomatida; Trypanosomatidae
Product: amastin
Exons: 1
Coding region: 1-525 (174 amino acids)
Source: RefSeq, a predicted model, not a curated record
AUGUCUAAGAUUGGUGCUAUUCUCUACGGUAUUAUUGGGCUUAUUGCCUUUCUGUUCGUGCUGGUCGGAACGCCAAUUGACCAGUUCCGUUCAAGGACGGAAGACCUUGUUGGUAACACACCAUGUCUGACCCUCUGGGGACAAAAACAGAAGUGUUACAGUACCAAGUACGAUCUCCGCCCAGCCGAACUCUUCCCGGGCUGCAGCACGCUCGUUGAUCGCUUCAAGGCAGCGGAGGGGUUUGCCAUCAUCUCCAUUGGCGUGCUACUGAUUGCAGCCCUCGUUGGACUGGUGACAUGUUGUUGCUGUGGGUGCCUAAGGUGGAUUGCUUGUAUUCUGAUGGUUCUUGCAAUUGCAACUGUCUGCAUUGUCUGGGGACUGAUGGCAAACAUGUACAACGCCAAGGUGGGUGGAUGUGUCUAUACACCAUUCAAACACGACUAUAAGUAUGGCGCCGGAUUUGCCCUUGUUGUAACUGGUUGGUGCCUUAUUUUUGUUUCCCUCGUUGUUCUUAAUAUAUUGUAA